AUGAGUGUCGCGUUCGAGGAAGAUUUCAUCCUCCUGCAGGACGAGUUCCGGCAAGUGAUCCAGGCGAUAGCCUGGCCGGUAAUAAUCGUGGGCAUCUUGGCGAACAUUGGUGUGGUGGUCAGAAUCGUCAUCCCGCACAGGACGACGAACCGGAGCAACUUGAGACCCUUGUACCGAUCUUCCUUGGUGUCUUUGGCAGCCGCGGACUUGUUGAUGCUGACCACGACGGGUACCAACAUCCUGGCGAACGUCUCCGGAAGAACUCACCUCUGGAAGCUUCCCUCAAGCGCCUGCUUCCUGAUUCCGUUUUUGCAAACAGUGGCGAUGAUUGUCACGUCCUUGAACCUCGCAUUUGUCGCAACUGACCGGUUCCAAGCGAUCAGGGCCCAGGUGCCGCCUUCAUCUGCAAAAUCUCCAAGCUCCGUCGGGUUCUUAAUUGCGACGGUGGUCUUCACGUGGGGCAUCGCCUUGGGCUCUUCUUAUCCGGUCCUGAACAUCUACAACACGGAAGCUGUUACGAUAAUAAACAAUUCGACGACUUACCCAGCAAUGCUGUGCCUCGUCAACGAUCGCCAGUCAGCGACUACUAUUUAUACAGCCUUGUUUACUGUUAUUUUUCUGCCGCUGGCCGCGGUGUUUAUUGUUGUAUACAUUCUACUGGCCCUCAAUAUUCACAGGAAGAAAAUUGGCAACUGUCAGGCUUCUGAGUCGACUAUUAGUCAAGAAAUUUCUACAGCAUCAACAAGUAUGAGCAACAACGGCCCAAGACCAGUGAAGAAAAAAAUCCCGAAGCACGUGAUGCGUAAGCGGCGAACAGUCCGAGUAAUUCUCACCCUAAUCGGCGUGUUUGUUUUGUGUCGCAUGCCCCAGUGGUCAUUUCUGCUGGUUAAAUUAUACGUGAAAGUGUCCCAUAAAUUCUGGUGGCAUUUGCAAGUUGUUUUGACAUUACUGUCGCUAAUAAAUGCCGCGGUGCAUCCGUUUCUCUACGCGUUUCUCAACGAGGCGCUCUCUCUAGUCUCCUGGAUAAAUUCUCUGUGUUUGAAGAAAACUACGGAGGCUAAUUCUGUUCCUGAAAUUAUUAGUAUUAAAAUUCCACGUGGCCCUUAUGUUAAUUAA
Cotesia congregata is the source of this 1116-nucleotide messenger RNA. NCBI's taxonomy places the organism in Eukaryota, Metazoa, Arthropoda, Insecta, Hymenoptera, Braconidae. The record is from the annotation of a GenBank genome assembly.